Messenger RNA from Linum trigynum, 1366 nucleotides. Lineage: Eukaryota; Viridiplantae; Streptophyta; Magnoliopsida; Malpighiales; Linaceae. The record is from the annotation of a GenBank genome assembly.
GUGCAGAAAAACCAAGAUGCCAAUUGACACUCCUAUCCUCAUUAUUUUUCAUUAACCCAAAAUUGCCCUCUCUAACACUCACAUAUCUGUCGUUUCCACUCUCCCUCUGCCCAUUGAACGCCAAACAGAGAAGUUGCUGCGAAGAGGAGUUCUCCACGGGGAUUUCUGGAACAGCGGAAGAGGAGUAGCGCGCACGAUCAGGCUACGUUCAGGCCGGCGAUCAGGCUACGUUCUUCGGCCGGCGAUCAGGGUUGCGUUCAGGCGGCAUCUCCGGCAGCGAACCUGAAACCCAGGUGAGCACUCCCUUCCUUGCAAUUCCCCUCUUGUUCGAUGAACCAUUACCCUUUCUGCUAUUCCCAACCAUUACCCUUUCUGCUCCCAACCAUUACCCUUUCUGCUAUGCUCCCGUGUUCCAACCUUCAAAAUAAAAAGAGAAGACUACCACCAGCCCUGCUUCCGCAUCGUCAGGCAGCAUCAUAUGUUGUGUUUGUUUGCUUAAAAUGUUGUGGUGUUCAGUAAUGGAGAAAGUUUACUGCUUUGUUUGACUCACCAAUCGACCUGGAUUCCCAAAGGGCCACAGAGAUCAUGGAUGACUUAAUUACCGAAGGUAUUGAGCUGCAACAUCCUGCCUUUUCACCUCCAUUUGAACCAGUAGGAGCUCCAGCCACCAAGAUUCAGCCUUGUAGACCAAAGAAAGCAGCUGGCAGCAACAUCUCUGUUAAGAAGAAGGCAAAAAAAAUUGAAAUUAACACUGAUGAAGCUAUAGUUAAUGUGUCAUCCCAACUUGGUGAGCUGAAACCAUUAAUCUUCAAGGCUGUAGAAGCUCUUGGCUCGAUCACAGGUGAACGUGAUCGUGAUGGUGACCACAGCAAGCAAGCUGCUUUGAUGAAGGAGAUAGGAAAAAUUGAAGGACUCACUCGUGACCAAGUCAUUGAUGCUGCUAUGGCUUUAGUGGACAACGAGGCAAAGACUGGACUUUUCUAUGCCCUGGAGAACGAGGAAGACCGGUGCUAUUUCAUCAAGAACUUGCUACGUUGAUAAUGGUGGCGUAGGUGGUAGUCUAUUUUGCAGAACACCGUUGGGAUGAAUGUCAAACUUCCUUUUUUGUGCAAGGUUAGAGAAGGAACUGUAGUUAGCCAUUGCAAGUGCUUGGUGGUGGAAAUAUCACCAUUUUGCAGAAGUUUCCUUUCAUCCCAAAAUGUUAGAGUUGUGUUAAACUUAUGGUUGCUGGUUUUAAACAGUUGUGAUGGCUACCUUGUUCAUUUCAUAACUGAUGUAAAACUUUCUGCAGAUAUGUUCAUGUCAUUAUCAGUGUGUUUUAAUGGGAUCUGGUCCUGCCAUGAUCCAAGAAAAAGUGAAUCUGAAA